UGUCAUUCGCAUGUCCGCGAGAGCCGACCAUGCUGACAGGUUCUGCUGCAUACAACAACAACACCAACAACAAGACGACCAAAACACUUCGCUUACUUUUCAUUUGCUCGACCAACGUGGUGAGGAAACAUUCCCUGUGCACCAUUGUUUUGGUAAAGAAAACACUAGUGAAAGAGGCGUUGUGAAUCAUCUGAUCAAGCGAUAAAGAGCGACUGGAUAAGGCACGAUGGUGAAAAGCCCGGUUGUUACGGGCAUUUCGCCCAAGGAAGGUCCACCCGGCACGCGGGUAACGAUACGUGGCGAAUUUCUCGGCAACAAGGCAACGGAUCUGAUCGGUCUGACCAUCUGCGGUUGCGAUUGUCUGCUGUCGGCGGAAUGGAAAUCGGACAAAAAGAUCAUUGCCCGCACGGGAGCGGCCAAGGGCAAGGGCGACAUCAUCGUGACGACACGCGGCGGCGGCACGGGCACGUGCACGGUGCAGUUCCGCGCGUACUACGAAACGAUCGGCCCGAUGAAGGAGUCGGCCGUGUGGAUCGAGGAAUCGCCGAUGCAAUCGCUCGCCUGGGGCCGACGGUCCCUCGCACCCACCGGCUACACGCAGGAAGAUCCGCUCGGCCUGUCGAACGAGGGCAAUGAGAAAAAGUUCCCGGAAGAUCUGCGCGACCUGUUCCCGGACGGGUCGGGCGAUCUGUCGCAGGAAAACUUUACGCCCGGCUGGUUUCUGCUCGAGAACCACCAUGCCACCUCGUUCGAGGACCUGAAGGCGGGUCUGUCCUACCUGCGCCGGCGGGUGGAAAGCCAGAAGGAGGGCCAGCUGUCGUUCCUGAAGUCAAAUGCCGGCUCGGUGAUCGACCAGCUCGACACGCUGAUGACGUUGCGCGAUCGCAUCACGCAGGACAACAAGGUGCACGGGAAGGAGCCGGUGCGGCAGCUGGACGUGACGAUCCGCGGCUCGAUCGACGCUUCGCACGAGCUGUUCAAGGACGUGCUGGUGCGGAAGGAGAAGGCUGACGCGACCCGGGCCGCCCUGUCGGCCAUGUCGCGGCACAAGUUUCUGUUCUGUCUGCCCAACACGGUGGAAAAGGCGGCCGUCAAGAACGAGUUCGACAUCGUGGUGAAUGAUUACGCGCGGGUGAAGAACCUGUUUGGCAAAACGGAGGUGCCGAUCUUUCGCAAGGUGCUGGAGGAGGUGGACAUUAAAAUACUUGCCAUCCGGCAGCAGCUGCACGGCAAAAUAAGGGAGAUGCCGCAAGGCGUGGAGCAGCAGAAGAAGAUGAUAAAGGCACUGAUCAGUCUGGAAGCGCAGCAAGCGGGCACGAGCGUUGCGGGGAAGUUGAAGAUCGAUGACCCGGCCUGGGACGCGAUCGAGGCACGCGCCAAACACCUGGAGGAAACGUUCCUCAAGGCGUACGAACAGUACUCGGGGAAGGAAUCGCACGGCAGUGAGUCGAAAUCGCGCACCGACCCGGCCGUAACGCCUGUGCGCGUACAGUUCUGCGAGGAAAUGACCGAAAUAGCGGCCAGCCAAUUCCCGGACUUGUGGCGGCUGGGACAGGCCCACUUCAAUGGCGAACUGCGCGGGGCCAGUCCACCAAAGCCGGGCAACUUUAAGCGCAUUAUUCUGACAGCGAUUGAACAGUUCUGUUCCUAUCUCCGGUCGGCUCUGCUGGCCACCUCCAGCGCACACCGAUCACUCGUUGCGGCUGUGAGCGCGGUAAAGGGAUUGCCCGCUUGGCCCUCGUCCAGCCCUUCGCUAAACUUUCUCAUCACCUGGCUGCCACACUGUCUGCGGUAUGUGCGCGUCUCGUACGCCACGCUGAUCCGGCUCGAUCUCCCGAACGAAGCGCUCGACAUUGUGCUAAAGUUUAUCGACGAGCUGCGCCUUUACUGCAUGUCCACCAUCCUGAAGAAGGCAAACGAGCGGGUAAAGAAGCUGCACGAGAAGGAGCAGUGGGAGCUGUCGGUGACGGAGUUUGCCGGGGCGACCAGUUUGCCUGCCAAGCUGCAGGAGAUUCUCGUGGAAGCGAUCGAUGACGCGCAGGUCGCCUGCCUAACGCCCGAAGUGCGCGAAGGACCAUUGCUCGAGCCGCAGUCCGAUGGGCAGCGGGAGCUAUCGAAACGGUUCCAGGAGAUACUCACCUCGUUCUGUACCGUGAUCGAAACGCUUGCCUUGCAACGGUCGGACGAGGAUCCGCAGCAGGCGCCGAUGCUGUCGCAGCUCAUUGGCUUUCCGGCCGCGUUGCUGCAGCAACAGAUGAGCACGGGCGAUAAGCGAGAGUGGGCCAAUCCGGCCAUCACCUGGGAGCAGCGGCUGCUGUGCUGCCUGUCGAACUGCAUCUACUGCAAUCGCAUCUUCUUCCCGAAGCUGGGCAGCCUUUUCACGCGCCACAGCUUCCCGGUACCGACGCUGGCGAUUGAAAAUUCACGCUCCACUAUUAACGGGCUGUUUGCCAGCCUGCUGGAGAUGUACGUCGAGCACAAGAGCGAUCCGCUGGUGGGCACGAUCGAGCCGUCGAUGUAUCUGGGACGGUUCCAGUGGGAUCAGGUCGGCCCGUCCGAGAAGCUUAGCCCGUACGCGCACGAAUGUCUCGACAAUCUGGUGUCGGUGUACUCGGAGAUCUUUGCCAUCUCGCCGUCGCUGUUGCGGCCCAUCCUGGAACCGAUCGUGCAGACCGUGGCGGAGGAGCUGGCCCGCUUGAUGACCUGCGUGCAGAAGUUUAACGUCAACGGGGCGUUACAGGCGACGGUGGAUAUUAACGUGAUUCGCGAUGCGGUGCGCGUGUACAGCAACGAAACGGCAAAGAGUUUCUUUGUGGAGGCGCUCGAUGCAAUUCCAUCCGUUCCGGAAAGCGAGCAGAGAACGCUCGAAACGGUUAAGACGAUCAAAAACAACAUCCGCCUGCAGAUCAUGUGCCUGCAGGUGGUGGAUCCCUGAUUGGACGCGUUCAUAUGGAUAUCUUGUCGAACGAAAAAGAAAUCCAUAUCGACGGAUGGUCCGGAAGGACCGAAGAAACAAACGCCGCUUCUGUAGAACGUAGGAUGACCCCGAGCAGAUCAAAGUUAUAGGAACGUAUUAUUCUAAAGCUGAUAUUUAAACACACUUACCAAAUACGCUUUAUUUAAUAAAAAGCCGAAUGAACUAAUA
Anopheles gambiae (African malaria mosquito) is the source of this 3145-nucleotide messenger RNA. RefSeq names its product exocyst complex component 2 (gene Sec5). Gene Ontology annotation, cellular component: exocyst. The record is from RefSeq and is a predicted model, not a curated record. Lineage: Eukaryota; Metazoa; Arthropoda; Insecta; Diptera; Culicidae. Bases 227 to 2935 code for a protein of 902 amino acids. Gene Ontology annotation, biological process: exocytosis; Golgi to plasma membrane transport. The transcript is spliced from 6 exons.